Molecule: messenger RNA, 2279 nt
Organism: Planococcus citri (citrus mealybug)
Lineage: Eukaryota; Metazoa; Arthropoda; Insecta; Hemiptera; Pseudococcidae
Exons: 2
Coding region: 291-692 (133 amino acids)
Biological process (GO): regulation of cell cycle
Cellular component (GO): nucleus
Molecular function (GO): cyclin-dependent protein serine/threonine kinase inhibitor activity
Source: RefSeq, a predicted model, not a curated record
AUAACUGACGUCAUCGGUUAUUUAGUCAUUAAACGUUAGUCGGUGUUGUUAUCGCAGUUCUCAGUCCGCAACGUUUGUCGUUUUUUUAAAAAGUUUUUCUUAUUGUCUAGUAAUACGAUAUCGCCAUCGGAUUGUUGUUUGUUUUUUACUGUGCUAAUAAUGUACAUUUCACCUAUCGAAGUUGUAAUUUUCGUAUUCGUAUCGCGAUAAGUGUUGAGUUUCGAGAGUUUCUACGAAACAGUACCAAUCGAACUUUUAUUUAAUCGAAAAUUAGUGAUAAAUACUUCAAAAUGGGCGUCGAUGUGUUAUCCUGCCGUCAAGUUACCUUCUCGGGAUGUGUUCCUGCCGAAGCCGCAAAUAACUCUAUUAAUCGGUCGUCUGUCAAAAGAUGUCUUUUUGGGCCGGUCGAUCACAACGAAGCGAUGUCCUUUUUCGAGAAAGAAAUGGCCAAGAUGGAAAAAGAGAAAAUGAACCAGUACAACUUCGAUUUCGUCCAAGGGAAACCCCUCAAAGGAGCUUACCAAUGGCAAAAGGUCUCAACCACGUUCAAAGUUACCAAAGUUAAAUCACCGAAAAAGACAAAGUGUCCUGUGAGGAAUUUGAAAAAUAGAAGACAAACAACCAUUACCGAUUACAUUAAAGUAACAAAAUGCAGUAAUAAUAAUAAUAUAGAGCAGUCCAGAAAGCAGUAGCGAAAAAUAUAGCCUACCAUACCAUUAUGUUAUCCAUGUUUUUUUUAAAAAAUGAUAUUCUUGUCGAAGAAUUAAAAGUGACGUUAUUAUUACCGGUUUAGAAAAAUUUUCUAGUAUUAGCGCUUUUUUUGUAGAAUAAUUAUGGUAAAAUUUGAGAUAUGAUUUUGUAGAAAAUUUUUGUUUUUUAUUUUAACAUUUUUUUUCAUUUUUAUUUUCGAUGGUGAAAAAAUCGAAAACGAACACGUUGAAUGUUGAUUUAUGUAUAAUUAAUUGAAAAAAUGACAUUUUUCUCGAUACAUUUCCGUACCAUACCGAUCGGUGGAAAAAAAUGAGUAAUAUCAGCGUUAUGAUUUGGACUCGAUUAAUUAAUCAUAGAUACUGGGGAAUUUGUUAUACCUAUGAUUCGUAGUAAUAUAGAUAACAUUACCAUAUCAAGUGCAAUCGUAAAAUAAAAAAACAGAUAAUAAUAACAAAUUUAUUCAAAGUAAACGAAUUUGUUUGAGUAUGAGUCGAGUCAAUGUGUGUGUAGUUGAUAUUAUUUAUUUUUUAAAAAAUAAUUCUUAAUUUUGUUGUGUAAAGAAAAAAAGUUAUUGAAUAAAAAAAAAUUGAAAAAAAAAUUGCCAGUGAGUGGACCAGCAGAUUAUUCGGUCAACAAGAUCUCAUAAUAAUAAAAUAAUGUUAAAAUUUUAAUGUAAAUAUAACUUUCAUAUUUAUGUUUUGUACAAAGUCUAUACAUUGUGAUGUAAUUAUAUACUUUAUUAUUUUGAAGAGUUGAGGCUCGUGUUUGGUUUUUAUUUUAUCGUAAGUAUUUUUUUCGUGUGUAAUGUGUCGUCAUCGCGUUGGAAUAAGAGUACCUACACCUAGACAGAGCUUAGUCACAUAUAUGUGCGAUAAUAUUGUAUAUAAUUAUCGUUAUACUAUAGAAAUGUAUUGUCUGUUAUCCUAUUUUUCUUCUUUUUUCUUUUUUUCUUUUAUUAUAACACAGUAUGAUCUCUCGUAUAUAUCGUGUCAAAUGUCGAUCUGAGCGUAUGGAAAAUUCAAUUUGGUAUUUUUUUUUUCGGUUCAAAAAUCAAAUAAGUUGGAAAGUAAAAAAUUUUUAAAAGCUCGAUUUUGUAAAUUACGUUUUUUUUUUGGCGAAAUAAAAUGCAGUGUAAAAUUUGAAUAAAUAACUUUGUAUUCUUAAUGAUCUCAGAUUAAAAUUUAAGCUGUAAUGUAAGUGACGAUUGGAAAAGUGGAAAUAAUUAACAGAAUACAAUGAGUUUUGGACGCAAUAGAAUAUUACUCUAAACAAGGGGUCGGUAGUUGAUUUGGUACCUUUCCCUUAUUCACAUCGAUUAAGCGAACACCGUUAAGAUCUCAGUUGUAUCUUAUUCCAAAGAUAUUCAAUUUGGUCUCACAGUUCUUUCGUUCUUUCUUUUUCUAUUUUUUGACCAAAGUUUUUUUUGCCUUGAUUUUAUGAUUUCAGAGUUUUGUUUAAUAUUUAUGAAAUGAUAUGUAAUUAAUUUAUUUUAGUUGAAUAUUAACGAUUACGAUGUAUAAUAAAACAUGAAAUGAAUUAUUUCAAUAAUACAUAUGAUUUUAAAAUAA